AUGAAAACAGAAGUCAAUGUAUCUGCGCAGACCGUCGAGCCUGCGGCUGUCCCGUUAGUUACGAGGCUCUUCUACGCGCAGAGAUUCAUAGAGAAACAGUAUGAGGAGGUGAAAAAUGAGGCUCAUCUACGAUGGUGGAACCAGUGGAUCUACCGCACCCUGAAGAUCCAGUCUCUCGAACCCGCUAGUGAAUACACGACCUGGAAGGACGACAGUCUUGCUGAGCGCAACUCGCACUGGCUAGCGUGUGCCGGGCUUCUCACGACAGAAAUUAUGGGAGCCAUGUUGGUUCCCCAGAGCAUGUCGUAUUUAGGGUACGUUCCAGGAAACAUCAUGCUAUUUGUAUUUUUCGGCUUUGCACUGGUGGCAGGCGGACUGGUAUGGUGGCUGUUCAUACUCUUCGACUCUCCUGAGUAUCCUAUACGCACGUUUGCGGACAUCGCCGAGCUGCUUGGCGGGAAGACAUGGAGACACCUAAUAGUUUUUUUACAGGUUGUGGCUAUGAUAUUGACCUCUGCUACCAUCAUCAUUGGAGCGGUGGAGGGACUGGAAAUUAUGCGGGACCAACGCGUGUGUUUCUGCGGACUAGUUGUGCUUCUUUGUGGUGUCCAGGCAAUAAUCGGCCAUCUGAAGCAGCUCAAACAGCUAGGCAACUUAUGCGUGUGGAUAUCCAUUAUUAAUUAUGUAUGUCUGUUUGCGCAACUGGGUUUUUUCAAGGAGCCCAACUGGGACAACGCAAAGGCCGUUCUGGGCUUGGACCGCGGCGAGGUCCACAGCUACGCUGUGGCUCCGCAAGAUUUUGUGUCGCGACUCGUCUCCGUGACGAGUCUCUCGUACGUUUUUGCAGGGUUGCUCGUUUUCCCGGAAAUUCUAGCUGAAAUGAGAAGGCCAUGGGAUUUUUGGAAGAGCAUGCUGCUGGCUCAGGUAUGCAUCCUGGCGACGUAUUUGCUAUACGGAAACUUUGUGUACGCGAGACAGGGCCAGUUUUCGAACUCACCGGCCGCGCUAGGCAUCGCGAACAUUGCAGCUCUGCGCGGCUUUGGAUUUGUCACAUUCAUCACCGGUUUUGUCCAGGCCACCUUCUACGGCCAUCUGUCGGCCAAAGUGUUCUACAAAAACUACCUCCCGGACAUAUUCAAAAACCUCCGGUUCAACUCGGUCCGUGGCACGCUGCUCUGGUCGGCUACAGUGUGUCUGGUCUGGGUCGUCAUAUUCCUGAUAAGUGCAGGUGUUCCAAACGUGAUGGCUGUAGCAGCGUUCACGUCUGCGCUGACGAUGAUCCCACUCACAUACAUGUUCCCGUACCUCUUCAAUGUGUGGGCACUCUGUGUGAAAACCAACGCCGAAAACAUAAUUUGCUAUGAUGCAGUUGCUAUGAAGACCGAAGGGUACGAACAUAAACCGAAAAAAUACAUUAAGGCGGGAAUCAGAGCUCAUAAGCGCCAUUCUGGCGUCUUUCUAUCAAUUCUCUUCCUGGCAAGCGUCUUUGCCGUCAUGGGGAUUGCGGGGUCCAUUGGAUACAUGGUGUAUGUUUUUGCGAAUACGUCGGCCGAAAGUUUCAGUUGCAAGUCGCCAAUCUAG
This is a messenger RNA of Ogataea parapolymorpha DL-1, 1581 nucleotides long. RefSeq lists its product as uncharacterized. The record is from RefSeq and is a predicted model, not a curated record. The transcript has a single exon. Lineage: Eukaryota; Fungi; Ascomycota; Pichiomycetes; Pichiales; Pichiaceae. Bases 1 to 1581 code for a protein of 526 amino acids. Gene Ontology annotation, cellular component: plasma membrane.